Molecule: messenger RNA, 606 nt
Organism: Striga asiatica
Lineage: Eukaryota; Viridiplantae; Streptophyta; Magnoliopsida; Lamiales; Orobanchaceae
Source: the annotation of a GenBank genome assembly
AUGAAUUGUGCAAAUUACGUUCGUGGUAAGGCUACUGGUCGUGGUAGAGGCCAGAAUUUGCCUAGAAACACAACUGGCAACGAGUUUGUCAUGGUGCGCCGCGUUGAGUCACACCCUACACAGGGGAGAUCCUCGUGUGGGGGUCGCGAAUCCGAGGUGACGAAGUUGACUGCCCAGGUUGGUGAAUCUCACGAUGCUUUUGAAUCUCGUCGGAAGAAGUACAUUCGAGACACGGGGUCGUACAUCCGGGGCCGUAAGGCACUCCAAAAGAAAAAUGAUGAGCUUAAGGGAAAUAUUGCCGACCUGUCUACUCAAGUCGAUAAAGGGAAAGAUGCUCCUGCUAAAGGCAAUUGGCCGCUUAACUACUCGGAAUUUCAAGCAAAGCAAAAAUUUGAAGCAGAUAUGGAUGCGUGCACUGCCAUUAAUAUUUGUUGGUUUCUCCGUCGCAUGGAGAGUGAUGCUCUGAGUUUGGAGGACUUCCGGCUGAUUCUUCAGGUGAAUGCUCGCCGCCAUCAACUUGAAAAUGACCUCGAACAGCUUGUGGCCAAACCUGACUCUGACGAGGCCAAGCUUCUUCGAACUAGGGUUGAUCGAGAUUUAACGUGA